Messenger RNA from Esox lucius (northern pike), 2578 nucleotides. RefSeq names its product LETM1 domain-containing protein LETM2, mitochondrial-like. NCBI's taxonomy places the organism in Eukaryota, Metazoa, Chordata, Actinopteri, Esociformes, Esocidae. Gene Ontology annotation, molecular function: ribosome binding. Gene Ontology annotation, cellular component: mitochondrial inner membrane. The record is from RefSeq and is a predicted model, not a curated record. Gene Ontology annotation, biological process: intracellular monoatomic cation homeostasis. The coding region runs from base 469 to 1929 and encodes 486 amino acids. The transcript is spliced from 11 exons.
AAACACUAGCAUACAGGCAGUGUUGCCAGAUUGGAAGGUUUUCCUAGCUAUUUUGAAUGACAGUGUGCGGGCGAAAAUGGGAUUGGACGGAUCGGUUCACAGAUAGGGUUGUAUAGAUUCUGUAAUUAUUUUUUUUAGUCUGUGAGUGAUUUUCGGUUUCCAGUCAAUCAAAUCUGGCAACACUGCUUACAGGCUACAUGCAAACACUUCGUUCUAUGUGGACAAUAUCUAACAUUUACAAUAUUUCAGUCUUUUAUGUUAUUCCAGCCACACUAUUGUGUGAUCUAUGUAACCGAAUUUGUCCCUGAACCAACGUUAGCUGCUCUGGGCUAUUUGUGAGUCAGUCAAGAGCUAUAACACCGGGCAUUUUUUCGGGCUACGGAAAACUACCAGGAUCAUACGUAUCACCGCGUGGAGGAUAAUAACAUUACUGUAACUCAAGUAAGGACACCUGUUAUUUAACACGUUAUGGUGGUGUUUGGAUCUCAGGUGCUGAUUGCUGUAACUAGAUCAAGGGGAUCCUAUGUACUACCCAAAGGGCAAAACUGUGCUUUGCACUCAUUCUCGGCAUGUAUUCGCAAGUCAUCAGAGGUCUCUCUUCGAUCCGCCCUACCAUUAAACAGACCCACUGCCAUUUUAUAUGAAUGCACAGCAAGCUACCAGCGGCGCCACGGCGGUGUUCCAGUUCGCUUCCUUCACGAGACCCACUCAAGGCUUCAGGAAAUCAAGGCCACCCCAGCUGAAGCUCCCUCUUCUCCUGCUGCCGCAGCCCCUCAGCCAGUCCCCACGCCGAGCAAUGCCACAGACGGUGUGGUAGCACAGAAGUCAAUUAAACAGAGAGUGUUGGACGAGCUGAGGCACUACUAUCAUGGAUUUCGCUUGCUUGGGAUCGACACAAAAAUUGCGGGGAGGACGGUGUGGCAGUUACUUCACGGCCAACAGCUUACGAGGAGAGAGCGCAGAAGGCUGAUGAGGACAUGCGCAGACCUCUUCCGGCUGGUCCCCUUCAGCUUGUUCAUCAUUGUGCCCUUCAUGGAGUUCCUCCUGCCAGUGUUCCUCAAGCUCUUCCCAGAGAUGUUGCCUUCCACCUUUGAGACUGAGUCAAAGAAGGUGGAGAAGCAGAAGAAGGGUUUGGCUGCCAAGCUGGAGCUGGCUAAGUUCCUCCAGGAGACCAUUGGGGAGAUGGCACUGAGGAAUAAAGCCAAGGCGGAAGGAAGUGAGGAGACCCAGAAAUUCUCUACCUAUGUGCAAAGGAUGCGGCAUGCAGGAGAGCAGCCCAGCACCAAGGACAUAGUGAAGUUCUCCAAGCUGUUUGAAGAUGAGUUGACCCUGGAGCACCUAGAGCGCCCCCAGUUGGUAGCUCUGUGUAAGCUGCUGGAGCUGCAGCCCAUCGGAACCAACAACCUGCUGCGCUUCCAGCUCAUGAUGCAACUCCGCACUAUCAAAGCUGACGACCAGAUGAUUGCUGCAGAAGGAGUGGCAGCCAUGAGUGUUUCAGAGCUUCAGGUGGCGUGUCGUAGUCGGGGAAUGAGGUCACUGGGGCUGACGAACGAGCAGCUCACACAACAACUACAACAGUGGUUGGAUCUGCAUCUGAAAGAGAACGUCCCCCCGUCCCUCCUGCUGCUGUCCCGGGCCAUGUACCACACAGAGCUGACGCCCAAGCCCCCAGUCACCCCCCCCCUCGUCAGACUGGAGUCGCUCACUGCGCCCUCUCCACCAGAGAUAGGAGCCCCUGCAAAAGACAAGCCCAUGUCCACCUCACUAGAAAACUUGGUGGACUCUGCUCCCAUUAUCAUGGACAAGAAGGUGGAGAGCCUUUUAGAAAAAGCAAGGAUUGGAGAGUUGGAGAUGCCAUCAGCAGAAGCUCAGCUAAUACAUGCCAAAGGUGCAGAGUUGGCUGCUAAAAUGGCUGCCAAGGCGACAUAAAGGCCUCUGUUUUAAUGGGUAAAACACUCACCAGAUGCAUAGCGUGCUGAGUGCCCUCCGCCUUGCCUUCUGGACUACAGUCCCACUGCGCCUCCUCACAACACCCGUUUUCAUCAAGUCUGCAGAGGAAAGGAUGGAACAGAGCGACACAGGAGCCAGGACUGGUUCACAAUAGAUCAUCUAAGGACUUAAAGUAAAUAAAACAGCGUUUAAGUUGCGUUAAGUUUCUGCACUCCGUCAGGAGGGUGUUUACAGGAGUAAGAUCAGUAUAUUUUGGGUCAAAUAUCUGUAUAUUUUGUUGCUCUUGAACAGAACAUUUUCUGUGAUUGGAAUUACAGUGACUGUUCUUCUGUAACUGCAGUAUAUUUGGUCUGAUGUUAUGUUUGAAACUUUUCUCAUGUACUCCAAAACAUUGUCCUGUAAAUGUAGGAAUAGAUGGAAUUUAGUGUCCAUACAGCAUUGUCAUACAUGCCACUGGUAUGUGCAAUCUAUUGGGUGUCAGUCCUCCAGUUUUAUGGGAUGUUGUGAUUAUUAGAUCUUGACUACAUUGUUGAUGGUAAACAAGGGAAUAUAAUGCUUACUCCUCUGGGAGAUUUUGUUAGCCUGCAUUCUGCUACUAUAUAUAUAUAUAUAUAUAUAUAUAUAUAUA